CGGCUGAGGACCUGGCAGAGGCAAUUUAGGCCUCGCUGUGUUGGUCUGUGAGAUGCGUGCUCGUGCUCCGGCCGCGGCGGACAGGAGGGGAGCGGUGAUAUAGACUUGCCUCUGCUGUCGCUCACGAUGGCCAUGGAAACGCAUCUCGACUUGUUGGACCGGGUAUUGCACAAUUGCAGCCGCUACUGACAGCCGGCCGAGCAGUGUGGCGUCGGAGGCUCUGCCUGGAGAGCCGAGCGGGCAUCGUGCACAAGAAUUAUGAUGGAGGAGUGUGCACGUGCCGACGACCUGCGCACGACAUCAUCAACAUCGUCCUCGCCGGCUGCUGCUGCUGCUGCUGUGCCCUUCUUCCAGUCGCAUCUGCUCUGCGAUAACCGCGCCGUGCGCUGCAACACCCACCAACCGCAACAUUUCACAUGGCGACUGAUCACAUGCGAUGACCACGCUUUCUGGUCGGUCGACGCUGCCAGCAUGGAGGGCAUUCACGGCGUCGACGUGAGCUGGUUACAUCAUCCGCAAAAAUCGCCCAAAGCCACCGCCGACGCCCGCAAGGCCACGCCCGCUCCCUCCUCGACGCCGAACACCCCCGCACCACCCCGGGAGCAGCAGAACGGCCACAACCCACCGGCACCACGCAGUCCGCUGCAGCAAGCCGCCCCCGAUGGCGCCCGCUCUUCGUAUUUUCCCCGCGCCGUGACCACGCCCACGCCGCUCGAACCCGUGAAGGACACUACCGCAGCACAUCCCAGCACGCCCACAGCUGCGAGCACCCGCACCACGAGGCGGCCAGGCCUGCUGAGCCGUUCGAGUUCAGAGAAGCUGAGCAGCGAUGGGAAGACCAUGCCCCGGCGAACCUCUUGGCUAAACAAGAUUAGCAGCAAUUUCUCUUCCACACCCACCGCUUCCCCAACUACAGGAGGUGCUCAAGCCACUCCGCCCCCCUCGACUGCUGCUGUCGGUUCAGUACCCGCUGCAGCAGGUGCCGCAAACAACGUAAAUGGAGGGCCUACAGAGGGCGCCGAGCCACAUGUACCACUGCGUCCGAAGGAGUCGUCGUCCAACUUCUUUUCCAACCUUACCCGCAAGCUGUCUGCUGGCCAGAGCAAUGUCGCGCCUAAAGUCCAGGCCAAAGGUGGAAUGUGUGCACGGCGUGUGCUCAACAUCGAUCCCAACCGGGAGCGGUGUCUGCUAUCCGAAGUGGAUGUGAGCCGCUUGAGAAAAGUGUCAUUCUGCGUGGAUGUCGAGAUCGCCGGCGGCCCCAAGUAUCACGAUGAGGAGGAUGAGGAGGAAAAGAAGCAGCGAAAAAAAGACUUCAAGCUCAAGGAGCGAGCUGAGGGCGAAGCGCUCAAACACCCGCAGGCGCGUCGGGAGGACGUAGAUGAGAAGGCUGAUGCCGAGCUUAACAGCAAGAGUAAAGCCCUGCCAAUACCUUCGAAGCCAAACACAGAACACCCCGACCAUGCCGGGACGCCGUCUGUCGGGAGCGUCAGCCCGCCGAUCGGAAGCGUCGAUGAGAAGGAUGGCAUGACGAGAAAGAAAGAGAAGAAAAAGAGAUCAGAAGAGGAACGCAAGGAGCGUAAGGAGAAACGACGGCGACGCGCUGAGGAGAACGGCUCGAUACCUGUCGAGCUAUCAAUGGAUGCUGACGCAUCCUCGCCGCCUGGAAAACCACCGAUACCCACCACAACGACAGCUCCUCCCGUAGAUGCCAGCAGACAAGACCGGCCAACUACUGAUCCUGUCCGAAUAUAUAGACGAUGUUGUCAGCUCCGCGAGACGCCCAUCUUGAAGCGCAUUACUGAGCAAUUGAUGUCUCCAACUUGCUGCGUGCCGCACGAGCCUGGUGUGGUGCAUUGCCUCAACCUCACCGGCUCCCGGUUGCAGCUUGCUGACAUGGUAACGCUGGGAGACUGGCUUGCAGUGGUACCUGUGAAGAAAUUGCUAUUGGAAGAUGCUGAUCUCAGCGAUGAAGGGCUGCGCUGCAUCCUUGCUGGAUUACUAGCGGCUACAAAACCGCAACCCACGCGGCGGAAAAGCACUACGCCCAAACAUCGGCAGGGCGUGGAAGCUCGAUCGUACCAAGAACGAAGCGGUGUGGUUGAAAAGCUGACGCUCAAGAAUAACCCUCGGAUUACGCGGGUCGGGUGGAAGCAUAUCAGCCUAUUCCUCUAUAUGUGCAGAUCUAUCAAGGCAAUCGACAUGUCGAUGAUACGAUUUCCUGCAAGCAUACCUUCGAGUGCCCAUGAGACCCUCGACCAAGGCUCCCAACUUGCGACGGUGAGCCAGACAUCUGAUGCAGACACUGCAGAGAUACUGUACAAAUGUCUAAGUCAGCGUUUGGGUGGCGAUAAGCUCGAAGAGCUUAUUGUUUCCGAGUGUGGCUUGACUGCAUCGCAUAUCCGAAAAAUCGUGGAUGCUGCUAUCAUGUGUGGAAUCAACCGACUCGGAUUUGCAGGUAAUCACCUCGAUGACGAGGGAUUGCAGCACAUUCUUCACUGGCUGCGAUCAGGAGUAUGUGGGGGACUGGACCUCGGAGGAAAUGACCUGCGUGGCAAACUCGAUUCGAUUGCAGAAGCGCUGAGCGCGAGAGGCGGCACGCCUUGCUGGGGGCUGAGCUUCGCUGGAUGCAAUCUCGACAGUGCUUCUGUCAAAGUAUUGUUCCCAGCAUUGGUCAAGCUUCCGGACUUUCGAUUUAUUGACUUGAGCCACAAUCCUGAUCUCUGUGGCCAAGACAACGAAACAAUCUCACUGCUCCGGAGAUACAUUGGUCAACUCAAGUACCUGAAACGAAUUCACCUCGCAGAUGUGGGAAUGAGUCCAAAGCAAGCCAUUGCACUCGCAGACGUAUUGCCUGAGGGACCGCUGCUCGCUCACAUCAACAUAUUGGAGAACCCCGAGCUUUCAGCCUUGGCCAAUGCUAAAGAAGAGGGCGAUCAGGAGGAGGCUUGUGCGCUCUAUGCUAGUUACAUGGCCGCUGUACGAGUGUCUAACACCUUGAUCUGCAUCGACAUAGACGUACCUUCGCCUGAUAACAGCGAGGUCGUCAAAGCUCUUGCUAAACAGGUCGUGGCUUAUUCGCUACGCAACAUGGAGCAAUUUGCGAUCGCAGAGGCUACUGACACAUCGACCUUUGCGACUACCAACGCAAUGACUUCCAUGUCAGAACCUCAUGGCGGCGAGAAGCAAAUCAAGGAGGUCGCAGUUCCUGACGUCCUGAUGCAUCUCGUGGGCCAUGUGGAUGGCUACCCUGAGAACCAUGACAACGAUGAUCCAGCACCCGAUGGAGAUUACAUUGUCGGUGGGACAGGUGUUGUGAAAGCAUUGCAAUACGUGUUGGGAGAGAAGGCCAAUGAUCUUCGCCGAAGCAGCGUGCCAACAUCUUCCGGCAACAGACCCUCUCGGCCUGGGUCUUCUGCCGGACUGGUUGGGGAUGAAGAACAGCGUGGCAAAGCUAAGAAGAUGAGCAAGAACCUCUUGGAUAGUGCACGCAAGAUCCGUGCCCGACUUCAACCGGCACUCGCAAAGGAGGCAACAAGUGGCGACGAAAUGGCAUAUCGGCGACUCAGCUUCCUGGACCAAACUCUACAAAGCAUGAUCCAACGCUUCGAAGAAGAAUAUCCGGAAACACGCCUGGCGCCGCCUUCUCCCAAGGCGGCUUCGACAGCUUCCUCAGCUGAUCUGCCCGUAGUACCCGCGCUCCAAACGGCCGAUGCCGGUGAUAGAGUGAGUGACGACGACGAGGAGCCCGAUUACGACGAAGCUGCGACCUUUCGCCCGGCAGUCUCCCGCCACAGUAGCGAUGUCUCACUGGCCGCGCGUGCACUGGGUAUGGAAGAGGGUCAUUUGCACCGACUUGGGCAGCGCAUGCGUCGCGAAGUCGUUGAUUCACCAGUAACCUCGGCCGUGGAGGACAAUAUCGACAUACGAUGGAGCAAAGAAGAGGAAGUCGCGCGCCUCAACGCUCUACGAGUCCAGCUAGAGGGCAUCAGUGGGCCAGAACUGAAGUCUCUUGUUGAGCAUGACGGCUGGGACUCUGCACUGCGGAAAGUCGGCGCUAACAUGAAUGAUUUGCGGACGAUCCAGGAGCAGGAUCCGAAGGGUUGGGAGGAUUUCAAGGAAGCACAAUUGAAGGCGAGGAUGAACGUAGCUCAAGACAGCAGAAGCUAGUCGCGGGCCGUGGUACAGCACCGCGAUGAUCAGAGAGUAUUUUUUCACGUCAAAGCUGGGCAUUGGGUCCAUGUAGAUGUACCAUUUCUAUACGCCGGAACGAGCAAUGAUGUACGAACUUAAGUAGACAAUGGUGGAUGAGCACAGAUGCAUGAGACAAGUGGGA
Messenger RNA from Cercospora beticola, 4333 nucleotides. RefSeq names its product Mhp1p (gene MHP1). Gene Ontology annotation, biological process: regulation of Arp2/3 complex-mediated actin nucleation; cell migration. The record is from RefSeq and is a predicted model, not a curated record. NCBI's taxonomy places the organism in Eukaryota, Fungi, Ascomycota, Dothideomycetes, Mycosphaerellales, Mycosphaerellaceae. Gene Ontology annotation, cellular component: lamellipodium; plasma membrane.